Messenger RNA from Cantharellus anzutake, 475 nucleotides. RefSeq lists its product as uncharacterized. NCBI's taxonomy places the organism in Eukaryota, Fungi, Basidiomycota, Agaricomycetes, Cantharellales, Hydnaceae. The transcript has a single exon. The record is from RefSeq and is a predicted model, not a curated record. Bases 111 to 425 code for a protein of 104 amino acids.
ACUGGAAGCCGUGUGUCCAAUGAAGCAUUGUACUGCCUUGUCCCGCUGGGGUAUAAAGCUCACAAGCUGGGUGUCCAAAUCUUCAUUGUACCUGCAUCAUCUUCGUUACAAUGGCGGCCACUCUCGUCAGCUUUAUCCCCACCCAAGGCAUUUAUGCUGCACCUAUCUCUCAACAUCCCCCACCCAACAGUACAACUUUCCCCAUGAACCACUCGGAUGCGUGUGACGACCUGCGCAACUGCAGGACGAUGUGGAGCAUGGUGUACAGCUGCCUCCUUAUGAUAUUCGCUUGCGUAUGGACAGCAAUCCAUCCAGAUGUGCCUAAGCAAUACUCGGCUUGGUUGUUCCGAUUUGAAUCUCGUAACCUUCGAAUGAUUUUUGACGUUGGUUUUGCCGGAGGCGAUUGUUAUGGCUGCAUGGGCUGACCCCCCGCCUAAGACAACGUGCAUUGUAGGAAAUGAGUAAGGCGAUAUUG